This is a messenger RNA of Paramuricea clavata, 3171 nucleotides long. Lineage: Eukaryota; Metazoa; Cnidaria; Anthozoa; Malacalcyonacea; Plexauridae. The record is from the annotation of a GenBank genome assembly.
AUGUCGACGAGCUUGCGCCGUAACUUGGAGUGUCGUACACACAUGGCUUGCUCCCAAUUCCUGACAGACCUCGAGAAUUCAGGCUUAUUGCAUUGUUAUGGGAAGGCUGGGAGACAACAAGAAAAUAUACUAUCUGAUUAUAAAAAGAACAACAUUGAGACCCUCGUCACGCAUCGACCACCAUGCAAAUCUGCAUAUGCACAGAAUAGAACAGUAAAUGAAAACAACAUAAUAAACAUAACACUGCUCCCUGAUACUCCCGCUGCAGAUAUUAACAACAAUAGGAUCGGUGAACUGUUUACACUAUGUGUACUUAAUGCACAGUCACUUAACAACAAGGCUGCUCAAUUUAUCGACUAUGUUGUUGAUUGCAAAGCAGAUAUUGUAUCACUCACUGAAACUUGGUUUACAAACACUGAGUCGGCUACUAGAGUAUUGUGCACGCCAAAUGGAUACAAUCUCCUCGACCACCCCCGCUCUAAUCGUGUAGGUGGUGGGACAGGAAUUUUAUUUAAGGAGAAUAUUACUGUCAAAAAACUAGCUGCUGGCGAACUUCGUUCCUUUGAAUACUCUGAAUGGAGCGUUGUUAAUGGAUCUCGCCGCCUACAUUUAAUAAUUGUGUAUCGACCACCGUACUCAGACGCUCAUCCGGUGACUACAAGUGUAUUUUUCUCCGAGUUUACCAACUUCUUGGAAUCAAUUACUUUGUCCAACGACCCUCUCCUAAUAACGGGUGAUUUCAACAUCCACGUCGACUGUACGGACAACUUAGAUUCCAUUAAAUUCCUUGAUCUCCUUGAAAGUACCGGACUUAAACAGCAUGUCAGAGGCUCCACUCACUGCUCUGGCCAUACCCUUGAUUUAAUAAUCACCAAGCAGACUGAUAAUAUCAUCACCAGCAUUCCGAGGGUUGACCAUUUGUUUUCUGACCAUAACGCUGUUCUUUGUAACCUUGAAUCUAACGCAGUACCACUAACACAGAAACAUAUUUCUUUUCGUAAACUUAAAUCUGUCAAUAUCGAGGCUUUAAAAGAAGAAAUAUCCUCUUCCGACCUCUGUAAAAACCCACCAUCCAAGCUGAUAGACCUGGUUUCAUGCUAUAAUAAUACCUUGAUGACUGCUCUAAAUCAUCAAGCGCCACUGAUCUCCAAGACUAUUACCACCAGGCCUGCGGUCCCAUGGUACAAUGAUGAGAUUAAAUGUGCAAAGCGUUUGAGAAGGAAAGCAGAAAGAAAAUGGAGACGUACUAAACUUCCGACUGAUUUCCUUGCUUUUAAAACUGCGAAAAAUCAUACAACGUUUCUUAUGAACCAAGCGCGGCAAAAUUUCUAUAGACAGUUUAUCUCAGAGAACAGUCAAGAUCAGAGGAAACUAUUUCGUGCAACUAAAGGUCUUUUUAGACAUGAUUCUGAUCUUGCCUUUCCCCACUAUAACGACAGCAAUGCUCUCUCUAAUGAUUUAGGACAAUUCUUUGCUCAAAAGAUUAUCAAUAUUCGCUCUGAACUUGAUACAGCAUCAACCUAUGAACAAGCAGUUUUUUCUGACAUGCCGUCGGUCUCACUGAACAGUGACCAGAUUUAUCAAGAAUUUUCUCCUAUGAGCGAUGAUGAUACUGAACGGCUAAUAACCUCGUCAAACAAGAAAUCUAGUUCCUUGGAUCCUAUCCCAACUAAAUUGGUCGUCGAAUGCCUGGAUGUUCUUCUGCCUGUUAUUACCAAAAUGAUUAACCUUUCACUAGAGUCUGGCAUUUUCCCAUGUGUCUGGAAAGAGGCUGAUGUCCAGCCAAGACUCAAGAAACAAGGCUUGGAAGUAAUAUUUGAAAACCUACGACCUAUCUCCAACCUCCCAUACGUUUCAAAACUAGUCGAAAGGACAGUUUACAAUCAAUCCCAUAAUCAUCUAUCAGUUCAUCAUUUGUACCCUGGUAAUCAAUCGGCAUAUCGAGAAUUUCAUAGCACCGAGACAGCACUACUGCGUGUUAAGAACGAUAUACUUAUGAACAUGAAUAGGCAACACGUCACUUUACUUGUACUGCUCGACCUCAGUGCUGCGUUUGAUACCGUCGAUCAUGUUCUCCUACUUCAGCGCCUGCAAUUGAAAUUCGGUCUAUCUGGAACUGUUCUUAAAUGGUUUACAUCUUACCUUUCUCAGCGAACACAAAGAGUUACAGUUGGCGGUGUGUCCUCCGAGAAAUUCAAAGUUGAUUGUGGUGUUCCUCAGGGAUCGUGUCUAGGUCCGCUUCUGUUCGUUCUUUAUGUAAGCGAACUACUUGAGUUAAUAGAGCGUCACCUACCAGAUGCACAUGCUUAUGCCGACGACACCCAGCUUUAUAUCUCGUUUCGCGCAGAUUCUCGUAUCGACCAAGAAACUGCAGUCCGAACUGUUGAGAUGUACAUUGAUGACAUCAAACGAUGGAUGCUUGCUAAUAGACUGAAACUCAACGAGGGAAAAACUGAAGUAAUUCUAAUCGGCACGUGGCAACAACUCGAAAAAAUCGACUUCAACAAUAUUCGUGUUGGCAGCAAUGUUGUUACUUGUGUUGAGAACGCCAAGAACCUCGGCUGCUGGUUUGACUCGCAGAUGAAAAUGGACACCCAUGUUACUAAAUGCUGCAAAGCUGCCUUCUUUCACCUUUAUAACAUUAGACGUAUUAGGAAGUUCCUCGAUCAACAUACAACUCAGAUUCUUGUGCAGGCUUUCGUUAUAAGCCGCCUGGACUACUGUAACAGUCUUUUUUAUGGCCUUCCUUCAACCCAACUGAGGAAAUUACAAGCUGUUCAAAACGCGGCAGCCCGGCUUAUCUGCAAUACUCCUCGGUUCGAUCAUAUCACUCCUGUCUUAUAUGAUCUUCAUUGGCACCCGAUUAAGUCCCGCAUCGACUUUAAAAUCCUUCUUAUUACAUACAAGGCCCUAAACAAUCAAGCUCCGACGUACAUUAAAGAGCUCCUCUCAACUAAAAAACCCACCAGUUACAACCUUAGAUCCCACUCUGAUCCGUGUCUACUAGAACGCCCCAGACUUAAAACUCUUAAGACCUUGGGUGAUCGAUCAUUUUCUCUCGCUGCCCCAACUUUGUGGAACGCUCUUCCCAAAGCUAUCAGGAUUGCAUCCUCAACAGCUACAUUUAAAAAGUUACUAAAGACAUUUCUAUUCUUAGAAGCUUUUAAUUAA